Nyctereutes procyonoides (raccoon dog) is the source of this 5215-nucleotide messenger RNA. It is a transcript of the gene L3MBTL1, whose product is annotated as L3MBTL histone methyl-lysine binding protein 1. The record is from RefSeq and is a predicted model, not a curated record. The transcript has 20 exons. The coding region runs from base 86 to 2716 and encodes 876 amino acids. Gene Ontology annotation, cellular component: nucleus. Gene Ontology annotation, molecular function: protein binding; zinc ion binding. NCBI's taxonomy places the organism in Eukaryota, Metazoa, Chordata, Mammalia, Carnivora, Canidae. Gene Ontology annotation, biological process: regulation of DNA-templated transcription.
AGCAUGAGGGUGACCAGCUCCUCCUCAAAGCCCCCUCCCUCCUUGAUCAUCGUGGGGGUUGUGUUCAGCUUGUAGGCCCACCAGGAUGGAGGGGAAUGCUGAAAUGGAGAUGCUGAGGACACUGAAGGGGCCCUCCACAGGAGAGGUCAACGUGCACCUGGUGGCCAGAGACAGCCCAGGUUCCGGCUCUCACCUGCCGGCUACCGCCUUCAUCAUCCCAGCCGGCUCAGCCACCCUUGGUCUGCCCAGCAGUGCCCUGGAUGUUUCCUGUUUUCCGCGGGAGCCGAUCCAUGUGGGCGCCCCGGAGCGCGUGGCCGGCAGCCUACCUGUCACGGCCACCGCUCUGCCGCAGUUGAGCGCGGAGCCUGCGGCCAGCGCCAGCGCCGCUACCGUGCGGCUCCUGGAGUGGACCGAGGCCACGGCCCCGCCUCCUGGGAGCGGCCUGCGGUUCCGGAUAAGCGAGUACGCGCCGCUGAACAUGGUGGGAGCGGAGCAGCCCCCGAGCCCCGAGCUGCGGCCGGAAGGUGUGGCCGAAUGUGAAGACCGCGAGGCCCCGGCGGGAGGUGGCGAUGCGGGCACCCAGCCGCCGGCGGACCUCCCCCAGGAUCCUCCUGAAGACCCUCCGCAGAACCCCCCAGAAGAGGAUGGCACCUGUCAGUGCCAGGAGUGUGGCCCUCAGCAAAGUGCAGGUCCAGAUCCUGCUUGCUCCAAAGAUGACUGCCCCCAGCUGUUCCAAGAGCGGUCAGUCAUAGUGGAGAACUCCUCAGGCCAGAACUCCUGCACCAGCACUUCUGAGCUUCUCAAACCCAUGAAGAAGAGGAAGCGCAGGGAAUACCACAGCCCAUCAGAGGAGGAGUCAGAGCCUGAGGCCCUGGAGAAGCAAGAAGAAGGGAAGGAUCCAGAGGGACAACCGACUGCUAGCACCCCAGAAAGUGAGGAGUGGAACAACAGCCAGUCUGCAUCAGGGGAGAAGAAGGAAGGCUGGUCAUGGGAGUCCUACCUCGAGGAGCAGAAGGCUGUCACUGCCCCUGUCAGCCUCUUCCAGGACUACCAGGCAGUCACUCAUAAUAAGAAUGGCUUCAGACCGGGCAUGAAGUUGGAAGGCAUCGACCCUCAACACCCGUCCAUGUACUUCAUCCUCACCGUGGCCGAGGUGUGUGGCUACCGCCUACGUCUGCACUUUGAUGGUUAUUCUGAGUGUCAUGACUUCUGGAUCAAUGCCAACUCCCCUGACAUUCACCCUGCUGGCUGGUUUGAGAAGACCGGGCACAAACUGCAGCCCCCCAAAGGUUACAAGGAGGAGGAGUUCAGCUGGAGCCAGUAUCUGCGCAGCACAAGAGCUCAGGCCGCCCCCAAGCACCUGUUUGUGAGCCAGAGCCAUAAUCCUCCACCCCUGGGUUUCCAGGUGGGCAUGAAACUGGAAGCUGUUGACCGCAUGAACCCAUCCCUCGUCUGUGUGGCCAGCGUGACAGACGUGGUGGACAGCCGCUUCCUGGUGCACUUUGACAACUGGGAUGAUACUUACGACUACUGGUGUGAUCCCAGCAGCCCUUACAUCCACCCGGUGGGCUGGUGCCAGAAGCAAGGAAAGCCCCUCACCCCUCCACAAGACUACCCGGACCCUGAUAGCUUCUGUUGGGAAAAAUACCUGGAGGAAACUGGGGCCUCUGCUGUGCCCACCUGGGCCUUCAAGGUGCGACCCCCACACAGCUUCCUGGUCAACAUGAAACUGGAGGCCGUGGACCGCAGGAACCCAGCCCUCAUUCGUGUGGCCAGCGUGGAGGAUGUGGAGGACCAUCGCAUAAAGCUCCACUUUGAUGGCUGGAGUCAUGCCUAUGACUUCUGGAUUGACGCCGACCACCCAGACAUCCACCCUGCAGGCUGGUGCUCUAAGACAGGGCAUCCCCUGCAGCCUCCUCUCCGACCCAGAGAGCCCAGCUCUGCCUCGCCCGGGGGCUGUCCCCCUCUCAGCUAUCGCAGCCUGCCACAGACGAGGACCUCCAAGUACAGCUUUCACCACCGGAAGUGCCCGACUCCUGGUUGUGAUGGCUCUGGCCAUGUCACAGGCAAGUUCACAGCUCACCAUUGCCUCUCGGGCUGCCCGCUGGCUGAGAGGAACCAGAGUCGGCUGAAGGCGGAGUUAUCGGACGCAGAGGCCUCGGCCCGUAAGAGGAACCUCUCGGGCUUCUCCCUAAGGAAGAAGCCUCGCCAUCAUGGCCGGUGCGGAGGGCAAGGGUGCAGGGCCUCGUGUCCUCUUGGGCCAGGCCAGGCACUGAUUCCCUGCCACGGACCCGGUCCCUCUCUCUCCAGGAUUGGACGCCCUCCAAAGUAUCGGAAGAUCCCACAAGAAGAUUUCCCCACACUGACUGCCGAUGCCAUGCACCAGUCCCUCUUCAUGUCAGCCCUGUCGGCUCACCCUGACCGCUCCCUCUCUGUGUGCUGGGAGCAGCACUGCAAGCUCCUGCCGGGAGUGGCGGGCAUCUCAGCCUCGACAGUUGCCAAGUGGACCAUUGAUGAGGUCUUCAGCUUCGUUCAGACCCUGACCGGCUGUGAGGACCAGGCACGACUCUUCAAAGAUGAGAUGAUUGACGGCGAGGCCUUCCUUUUGCUGACACAGGCGGACAUUGUGAAGAUCAUGAGCGUGAAGCUGGGGCCAGCCUUGAAGAUCUAUAACGCCAUUCUCAUGUUCAAAAACGCCGAUGACACCUUAAAGUGAGUGGCUCAGGGCUGGGCUCUCUGCCAUCCCGAGCUGGGCCUCCCUCCGCAGCUGAUGCUUCUUUCCUGACUUGAGUUCCUCAUAUCCCACCCAUACCCCCACCACCCUCUACAUCUUACCAGGGGGAGGUCCUCCUCCUCUUGGCUCCUUCCUGCGAGGUACGUGGGAGUCCUCGCCCCUCCUGAGUCCUGGGGCUCAUCUGCCACCAGGCACACCAGUGAGGGUGUGACUGGGCUGGGGGAACAUUACUGGUGGAGUGGAUUGGAGGGGCCCUGCCUCUGGCAGCCCCACAUCCCCAGCUGACCUGUUUGAUCACCAAAGGGUCUUUUUCUUAGUGGUUAAGGACAGUCUGGUAGAAUGGGAGUCCUCCAGUUGGAGGCUCAUUUCUCUUGGGCCUCUCUCCGUGCUUUUCUUUCCUUGGCUCCGACCCAGAAGUGACCCAGCCACAAACAUAUUUACUCAUUCUGAUGUCUGGUUUCCUGGGCAGGGCCCCCAGCCAUGGCCCACCCAGACCCCACUGGCUCCUCCCCGUUAGAUGGGUGAGCUUCAGAAACAGGUUGUCAUAGGAUCCGCUGGGAAUCUCUGGCUGCUUUUCUCCCUUUUGCCCAAAAAUGGGGGAUUCUGAGCCAAGAUGCCUUCCUAAGCAUGCCCUAUUCUGGAUCAGCUAGCAUUUUAGUGGCCCUUGCCAAGCCCUGUUUCCAGCAGAGUAGGUGGUAAGAGCCUGUUUUACCCAUGCAGAGAAGAUCCCCAUCCACCCUUCCUGUAUCAAGUGUGGGGAAAGGGUAUGUCAGACAAUCUCGGAUCUUUGGCCAGAGGGGCAGCUCCAGCAGGCAUGGUGGCCCUUAAAGCUGGGCUUAGCAUCCUUCCCUGCAGCCAUGGAUCUCAGCCAAGGUAGUGCCCAUGGGGUGGGGACCCCAUGCCUACCAGGCCUCUUGUCAUGGGAAUGUGCUACUCUGUCCAGCACACGUACCUCACAACAUCACAUUCGACUUGUCCCUUAAAUGUCUUGCUCUUGAGGAGUCUUACGAAGCUCACUUGAAAUUGGGAGUUGGGAAAGUGAAUUCUUCAAUCUUUGAGUUUGCUGUGUCCUGUAAGCCUUUCUUAACUACUGUCCAUCUGUCUUGCACUGCCAGCCAGGUGCCUGCUGGGGCUCUGGGACUUCAACCUUUUCUGUCCAAGUAGGGGCCUAGGCUUCACCGAGCCACUGCCUAACCAGCCAGGGUGGGGCUGAGGCAGAGGGCCCAGCAGCAGCUGGCUGCAUGUGGAGGUGAAGAGCAGCUGCCAAGGCCCUGUGGCCCCAGGUGCUGACACAGGCCCACAGGGUGCAGAGCCAGGCCCCUUCCCUCAGUCACGUGAUGUGUUUGUGCACACAGUGUCCUCAGAAGUGUUUGACAGGUGCAUCCAUGAGGCUCAGUGUUGGGAAAAUGUCAAGGGCUAUUGUUAAAAUACAAAGCUUUAUCUUUCCCAUAGAAGUGGGAUACCCAAAGCUCUAUUGAUUUCCUGCCACAGCCCAACAGGGGACCCUGUCUCACCUGGGCCCAAACAGCUUUGCUUUGUGCAGGGGCAGCCAUCUAGCCGCCCAGCUGAACUCCUGCAGGGCUUCAAAUGUUCCUUCCCUUUUGGCCCGAAGGGGCAGCUCUGAGCACACAACCUCCCUGGGCAGAAAGGCUCGGGUUUACGGAGAUUGCUUUGAUGCCUCCUUGGCCAAGAGUAAGGAGGAACAAGUAUGAGCCUCUCCAACUUGGUCACUGGGGUGAUGGCAAAACUCACCAGCUCCUUGGCCUUGUCUGUUCCUCUUGGAAACCGAGGAGAAACUGGCCUUGUGGAGUGAGGAGAAGGCAGCAAGCAUGUGCGGUUGUGCUGCAGGACCUCCCCAUGCCUAAGGAGCCAGGCAGGGACAGCUUUGUGGCGUGGCUCCGCCAGUCACACUUCUAAUGCUGGCCUGCUGGAAAGGCAGGAUGGACUAAGGGCCUGGAGAGAAGGGCACUCAGGCCUCCGAACUUGGACAUCUUAGCACUUUCUGCACCAAUGUCAAACUGUGGCAAGAAACCAUAAGAAAGAGGUCCAUCCUGUCCGCAGCUGAGAUCUCCACACCUGAACCUGGGGGCACAGUGGAGGGAGGGACUUGGCACCAAUGAUGCGCCAUGUGCCUCUACCCUGCCCUCAGCAGCAGACGCUGCUUACACUUUGGCCCUGGAGCUGUGCCCAGCCCUUGUCUGGCCAGAGCUUCGGUCUGUGAGGACCUUUCUAUUUAGUUUCUGAAGCAGAGAGAAUGAUCCCAGAGUUUGAAAAUGAAGCCUGUUUGCACUUUCAUUCACAUGGCACUUUGGUGGAAUUGUUUUUGUACUCUCCGUGUGGGGAUGCCUGUGUGUUCUUUCAGAGAAUCCUCUGGCUUAAGGUAAAGUGACUCUUGACUCUUGAGGGAGAAAAAUUUAUAAACUGUGGUGUUUUGUCAGUGUGUUGAAACAACAUAAAUAAACUUGGAACAUCUGGAUGAUA